This is a messenger RNA of Pogonomyrmex barbatus (red harvester ant), 1569 nucleotides long. RefSeq names its product ubiquitin specific protease 39 (gene Usp39). The record is from RefSeq and is a predicted model, not a curated record. NCBI's taxonomy places the organism in Eukaryota, Metazoa, Arthropoda, Insecta, Hymenoptera, Formicidae. Gene Ontology annotation, biological process: spliceosomal complex assembly; protein deubiquitination; mRNA processing. Gene Ontology annotation, molecular function: cysteine-type deubiquitinase activity; zinc ion binding.
AUGGCGUCCGAUAGACGAAGUAAUCAAUUAAAACGUAAAUUAGUUGAUGCCGGUAGCGACUCGGAUAAUGAAAUAGAAAAAAAUGCAAAACAUAUAAAAAUAAGAUCAGAGGCACCACGACUGUGUCCAUAUUUGGACACGAUUAAUCGACAAUUUUUAGAUUUUGAUUUUGAAAAAUUAUGUUCGGUAUCGCUGUCCAGGAUCAAUGUGUACGCUUGCCUAGUUUGUGGCAAAUAUUUUCAAGGCAGAGGUACUAAUACUUAUGCUUACACGCAUAGCGUGGCAGAAAGUCAUCAUGUUUUUCUUAACCUGCAUACAUUAAAAUUUUAUUGUUUACCAGAUAAUUAUGAAAUCGUAGAUUCAUCCCUAGAUGAUAUUAAAUAUGUAUUAAAUCCAACUUUUGACAAAAUGCAAAUAGCUCAACUAGAUAAAAGUGACAAACAAUCUAGGGCAAUCGAUGGUUCUAUGUAUUCGCCGGGAAUAGUGGGAAUGAAUAAUAUAAAAGCAAAUGAUUACUGCAAUGUCAUUUUACAAGCGCUUUCGCAUGUUACACCUUUAAGAGAUUUCUUUUUGAGAGAAUCUAAUUACUCUCAUGUAAGGAGACCACCUGGUGAUUCAUCAUAUCUUUUGGUACAAAGGUUUGGAGAGCUUAUGCGUAAAUUAUGGAAUCCACGUAAUUUUAAGGCGCAUGUAAGUCCUCAUGAAAUGUUGCAAGCUGUAGUUUUAUGGAGUAAGAAACGAUUUCAGUUCACAGAACAAGGUGAUCCGGUGGACUUUUUAUCGUGGUUCUUAAAUGCUCUUCAUUUGGCGUUAAAUGGUACAAAAAAGCGUGAUUCUAGCAUAAUUUAUAAAACAUUUUUGGGACAUAUGCGGAUAUAUACGCGGAAAAUUCCUCCGCUGGAAUUAGAGGAGAGUCAAAGAAGCGAAUUGUUACAUACGGUGGAGUAUGGCGAAACCGUGACAGAGAGCCCGUUUUUAUAUCUCACUUGCGAUCUUCCACCACCUCCAUUAUUUAAAGAUCAAUUCACGGAGAAUAUUAUUCCACAAGUAAAUUUGUAUACGCUCCUGAACAAGUUUAAUGCUGUCAUUGAGAAAGAAUAUAAAACUUACAAGGAAAAUUUCAUGAAACGAUUUGAAAUUACCGAACUGCCACCUUAUCUUAUACUUUACAUAAAAAGAUUUACAAAAAAUACAUUUUUUGUCGAAAAAAAUCCAACUAUUGUAAAUUUUCCCGUUAAAAAUGUCGACUUUGGAGAUAUUUUAACGCCUGAAGUAAAGGCCAAGCAUCCAUAUACAACGUACGAUCUAGUAGCCAACAUAGUACACGAUGGUGAACCUGGUCAGGGAACGUACAGAGUUCAUAUUUUGCAUAGAGCUACGGGUCAAUGGUACGAAUUGCAAGAUUUGCAUGUUACGCAAAUUUUGCCUCAAAUGAUCACUCUCACCGAAGCAUAUAUCCAGAUCUAUGAAUUGAGGAAAGACACGCACAUGGAAAACGGAGAUAAUAAAAAUAAGAAAAAUACAUGAUUAAAUUAAAACUCAAAAAUAUGAUAAUAAAAUUUACAUUUU